UUCAUGUACCUUCGUGCAAUAUUAUUCUAUACUCCGCGAUGGCUGUGGAAGUCCUGGGAAGGCGGCAAGAUAAACGCAUUGAUGAUGGAUUUGGAUGUGGGUAUUUGUAGCGAAAUUGAGAAGAAACAGAAGAAAAAGCUUUUACUAGACUAUUUAUGGGACAAUCUGAGGUACCAUAACUGGUGGGCAUAUCGUUAUUACAUUUGCGAACUACUAUCUCUGAUAAACGUAGUAGGUCAGAUGUUUUUGAUGAACCGUUUUUUCGACGGUGAAUUCAUGUCAUUUGGACUCGAUGUCAUAAAGCACCUCGAGUCUGAUCAAGAAGAGCGAAUGGAUCCAAUGAUCUAUAUUUUUCCCCGAAUGACAAAAUGCACGUUCUUCAAAUUUGGUGUGAGCGGAGAAGUUGAAAAACACGACGCCAUCUGCAUUCUUCCUCUCAACGUAGUCAACGAAAAAAUUUACGUUUUCUUAUGGUUUUGGUUCAUAAUUCUGUCAAUCUUAACGUUUCUCACAUUAAUCUAUCGAGUAGUGAUAAUAUUUUCUCCAAGAAUGAGAGUUUAUUUGCUUCGUAUGAGGUUUAGACUGAUCAAACGUGAUGCCGUAGAAGUCAUCGUAAGGAGGUCGAAAAUGGGAGACUGGUUUCUCCUGUACAUGUUAGGAGAGAAUGUUGAUUCGGUGAUAUUUCGAGAUGUUAUGCAAGAGUUGGCGAUCAGAUUAGGCCAAGAUCAACACCACCACGUGCCUGGUGUCAAAGGAGAGAUCCAGGAAGCGUGACCAGAGCCAAUCCCGCGUCCAGCUUGGAGGGACGCGGAGGCUGGGAAGACUAAUUUCAAAAAUGUUUGAGAAACGUAUUAUUAGAAAGUAAACUCUAUUAUUGUACAACCGUAGAUCGCUCUUUACGGAAAAAAGAUUUUGUACAGUCAAAAAUGUAUAAAAUAGGAAAGCAUCAUGCAUCUAAUACAUUGAUAGAGUUUGCACUAAACAUAUAUUGCUAUAUAUGUAAAAUGUGCCAAAAUUGGGAGUGUUUGGAUACAAAGUGCCAUAGCAAAAUUAUGAAAAUGUAUAAUGUAUUCAUAGGUUCAUUUAUACAUGAACCAAUUUUAUAUGAAAUAUCAUUUUCAUAAAAUUAUGAAUUAUGAUAAAUCAAAUUUAACGAUGACGGAUUAUAAGGUGACGAACGAAUCAUACAAUAUUGACAAAAUUGAGUACACAUCAACGCCUUUUUUUAUAUUUCUAGUUGAUUAUAGUUAAUUAUGAGCGCGUAAUGAA
Ctenocephalides felis (cat flea) is the source of this 1269-nucleotide messenger RNA. RefSeq names its product innexin shaking-B-like. Gene Ontology annotation, molecular function: gap junction channel activity. Gene Ontology annotation, cellular component: gap junction; plasma membrane. Bases 4 to 774 code for a protein of 256 amino acids. Lineage: Eukaryota; Metazoa; Arthropoda; Insecta; Siphonaptera; Pulicidae. The record is from RefSeq and is a predicted model, not a curated record. The transcript is spliced from 3 exons.